Wyeomyia smithii (pitcher-plant mosquito) is the source of this 472-nucleotide messenger RNA. RefSeq names its product cuticle protein 19-like. Gene Ontology annotation, cellular component: extracellular matrix. The transcript has 2 exons. The record is from RefSeq and is a predicted model, not a curated record. The coding region runs from base 101 to 472 and encodes 123 amino acids. Lineage: Eukaryota; Metazoa; Arthropoda; Insecta; Diptera; Culicidae.
ACUUUGAACCCGUAUAAAUUGGCUGACGAAGUCUUCGUCGGAGUCAGUCUAAAAACAGCUGCUGCGCUAAGUAAUAACUCUAAGAACAAAACUUCUCAAAAUGUUCAGACCUAUGAUUUUUCUUGCCUUAAUGUGCCUAGCUGCUGCUGAGAUUUAUAAGGAAGACUUUGCUCAUCCAAAGUAUAAGUUUCAGUACGGAGUAAAAGACUUUCAUACUGGCGAUAGCAAGGAUCAAUGGGAGCAUCGUGAUGGUGAUAUCGUGAGAGGUCAAUAUACAUUGUACGAGGCGGACGGUACCAAGCGAGUAGUGGAGUACACUUCAGACAAGCAUAAAGGUUUCCAGGCUCACGUGAAGCGUGUAGGUCAUGCCCAGCAUCCCCAACUAUACUCUUCAGACGCGAAUGACCAACAUUUUGUAGGUUCCAAAGGCCACGCUAGUAGUUAUGCUAACUUGUAUCAACAACAUCACUAA